GUCAUUCUGAUGCUGACCAAACUCUUCGACUUCAACCUGAACAGUGUGACGGAGAGUUCAUUAUGGAGGUCAACAGACUACGGAGCGACGUACCAGAAGCUGAACGACAAAGUGGGAAUCAAGACGAUCCUCAGCUAUUUGUACGUGAGCCCCAACAACAAGAGAAAGAUCAUGCUGCUGACGGACCCAGAGGUGGAGAGCAGCCUUCUGAUCAGCUCYGAUGAAGGAGCCACGUACCAGAAGUACCGGCUGAGCUUCUACAUCCUCAGCCUGCUGUUCCACCCCGAGCAGGAGGACUGGAUCCUAGCCUACAGCCACGACCACAAGCUCUACAGCUCCGUGGAGUUUGGUAGAAGAUGGCAGCUGGUGCACGAACGAGUGGCUCCUAAUCGUUUCUACUGGUCCAAAAUGGGUUUGGACAAAGAGCCGGGCCUGAUUCACCUGGAAACCAGCAUCUCUGAAGGACAGGCGCUGUAUGUCACCUGCAAGCUACAGAACUGCACAGAUUCCAACAAGGGCAAACCAUUCCCCGGAUACAUUGACCCCAAUUCUCUGGUGGUGCAAGAUGAGUAUGUGUUCGUCCAGGUGUCGACUGCCGGGAGGCCGGUCUACUACGUUUCUGCCAAAAGAGAYGUCUUCACCCCCAUGAAGCUGCCAAAGUACACCCUGCCGAAGGAGCUGCACGUCAUCAGCACGGAUGAGAACCGAGUGGUUGCUGCYGUUCAGGAGUGGAACCAGAAUGAAACCUACAACCUGUACGUGUCGGACACCUCGGGGGUCUUCUACACCCUGGCCCUGGAGAACGUGGUCAGCAGCAUGGGCCUGGAGGGGAACGUCAUGGUUGACCUCUACGAGCCGUACUGCUCGUUACAUCUCCAUCUCCACGUCUCCGCUAACCCCUACACAUCUGGAAACAUCGCCAGCAGGGAGACGGCGCCGGGGAUCAUCGUGGCUUCAGGCUCCAUCGGCUCUGAGCUGACCAGCAGUAACGUGAGCGUGUUCAUCACCUCGGAUGCAGGGAACGCGUGGAGACAGAUCUUUGAUGAGGAGUACGCUGUGCUUUAUCUGGACCAAGGUGGAGCCUUGGUGGCAAUAAGACACACUCCGCUUCCCAUCCGACACCUGUGGCUGAGCUUUGACAAAGGACGGCAGUGGAACCAGUACAGCUUCACCAACACGCCGCUGUUUGUGGACGGGGUCCUGGGGGAGCCGGGGGAGGAGACUCUCAUCAUGACGAUCUUUGGUCACGUCAGUCACCGCUCCGAGUGGCAGCUGGUGAAAAUAGACUUCAGGUCCAUCUUCAACAGGAGGUGCACGGAGGCAGACUACCAGACAUGGCACCUGCACAACCAGGGUGAGCCGUGCCUCAUGGGAGUGAAGAGGAUCUACAGGAAGCUGAAGCCCACCUCCAGGUGUGUGAUGGGAAAGACCUACUCUGUGACCAUGACGACAGGCUCCUGUGACUGCACCCAGGACGACUUUGAGUGUGAUUAUGGCUACGAGAGGCGGAGCGACGGGAAGUGCAGCCCCGCCUUCUGGUUCCAUCCAGCGUCCGUCUCCAGGAGCUGCACCACAGGAAUGACUUUCCUCAACAGCACUGGUUACAGGAAGGUGGUCUCUAAUAACUGCACAGCCGGAGUGAUCGCCGAGUACACGGCCAGGCGGCAGCAGUGCCCCGCCCAGGCCCCCAGAGGUCUCCACCUGGUCACCAGCGAGGCCUCGCUGACCGCCACGCUGGGCAACAACGUCACCUUCCUGGUGUUUCUGGAGGAGGUCAGCUGGAGCAUAUCCAUCUCUCGGCUCCCUUUGUGGCGGUGAAGAACAAGGAAGUGAACCUGACUGCUGUUCUGUGGCCCAGCCAAGUGGGAACGGUCACCUACAUMUGGUGGAUCGGAAAUAACACUGAGCCUUUAAUCAGCCUGGAGGGAAGCGUGGCGUGCACGUUCUCCAGAGAGGGCGUGAGCACGGUCACCGUGCAGGUGUCUGCCGGCAACAUCAUCCUGCAGGACAGGAAGACCAUCGCUGUCCACGAAUACUUUCGAUCUCAUCUGCUGGCCUUCUCCUCCAACCUGGAUGAGCACAACCCCGACGUUCCGGAGUGGAGGCUGGAUGUGAGCCGGAUCAUCAGGAGCUCUCUGAUCCAGGCCACAGGUGUGAGAGAGGACCAGCUUCUGGUCACAGUCCUGCCUGGUCUGCCUACAGCAGCCGAGUUCUUCCUCCUGCCUGACAAACAGAUGACUGGGGGCAAACCAGAGAAGAGCUCGGCUCAUUUAGAUCAGCUCUCUGAGGUCCUGCUGAGUGCCUUGAAUCAGAACCUCGUCCAGUUCACGCUGAGGCCGGGAGUCCAGGUCACCGUGUACGCAGCUCACCUGUCGGCAGCGCCCCUGGUGGACACCAGUGAGAACCACAGCGGCUCCGCCAUGCUCAUGCUGCUGUCAGUGGUGGUUGCAGGUUUAGCUGUGUUUGUCAUCUACAAGUUCAAGAGGAAGAUCCCAGGCCUCAACGUCUAUGCGCAGAUGCAGAACGAAAAAGAACAAGAAAUGAUGAGUCCAGCUGAUCCAACAAAGGCCACGCCCAGCUCACAGCAGGACCUGGUGCCUUCUUUGGAGAUCCUGGACACCGAGUUCAACUCGCGGCCCAUUGGAUGUAUGAAACCUCAUGUACAUGUGAAAUUCUCCACAGAACUCCCCACAUACAUCGUCUGAACGAACGCUGGACCCAAUCAUUGCUCCAGAUGCAUCAUGGAUCUUUUUUGUUUUGUUUUGUACCAUUUGGGACGCGAUGGUUUUGAGCUUUAUACCUGUGCAUGUUGRACUCGGCUGACACAAACCAGAACAAAUUGUGUACAGGUUUUCACUUUAGUUUUUUUCAGCACAUGUUGGACAAACAGAACUUUUUGAAACAUCUGGAUUUUGGUUUAUUCCUCUGAGUGGAGAAGGAAGUCCAGCAGGAAGCAGAAAGGGAAUCACAGCAGCAGUUUUCUUUAAACAUCUCUGAUUGGUUUGUUGAAGCGAACAGCAGCAGUGUUUGAUUUAUUCACAUUGAUAUACCUUAUUGAAGUGAAUUACACAUUUAUUUUGUAAAUCAUGAAUGUCUAUGUUAGAGUUUUGUGUGUUUUAAUAACAAAUGUCAGACUAAAAGAGAUGCUGUUCUAAGAUAGGUUCUCUCAAAGCUUUUGAUCCGYUGUUCUCAAAAAGCUGAUUUAUGGCACAAAAAACAUUUUCUACUGAAAUAGUCCUUUUUUAAUUUUCAUUUCAGGAUUUAGUUUUGAGGGUCAGCUCAACCUUUUGCUGUUAAUCUAAUGCUUCUGGUAUUUCUGACAGGCCGGUUUGUAAAAUGUUUUGUGCUUCAGAGGAUCACCCUCUCACAGCAAGCGAGCCCAGACCUGAGCAGAGGGGACACGGUGUGUUGACAGAUGUGUCUCAUCGCAGCUCCGUUCACAUGCAGCUGCCCUGCAGGACAAGUCAAAGAGCAGGACGRAGCUUUCUGAGGACACGUUAGGAGCGUUCCAGUGGACAGAAUAAGAGCAGGUCGACUUUCUGAAGACUUAUUGUGGCCUGUUGAGCUGGAGGCUCAUUCAGGUCCAUGACAUAUUCAGGCUAAUGUCCUGAUCUGCUGCAGUGUAGGACCCAUCUUCAUMCCAGCUCAUUAGAAGUCGCUGCAGGAGCUGCAGAACCGGAGCGUAGAUGCUGCAGGGCUGGAUCAGUGGACCAKCCAGACCCUCGGUGCUUCAGAUCUGACAGAUGGAAAUGACUGAUUGAUGCUGUUAUUUUCUUCUUUUUUCUCUUUUUUUACUUUUCACCAGGAAAGUUCUUUCAGUUUUAAAAUAUCUUUUAAUAAAUCUGUAGGUAAAGUUGAUCAGACAUAGGUCCCAAACACAUUUCAGUUUUGUGAUAACGGUCCAGAUCAGGUUCCAGGUCAGUUCCUACUUCUGCCAGUUUGUACCCAGACUUUUUUGUACACACCUCAGCCUGCUUCAGUCCUGUCUCUGCAGACCCUCAUUUUAGAUGAUUUGGUCUUUUAAUAAACAAGUUGUAAUAAUAGUGUUUCACAUCUAUUGUCUGAAAUGUCCACAUGUGGAUGAAGGAUCUGACAGAAGUAAGGACUGACCAGCCCCCUCCUUUCAAUGAAAACAAAUUAAUUAAUCCAGUUACUGACAGGGGCAGGCGUUCAUUAGAAGAAAACUCUUUUUAUUCACUCACUAUUAAAAGAAAAAAUAUUUAUUUUACUCUGAUUUCUUGUGAUUUAGUCAUUUCUAACGAUGAGCUGAGAAGUUUUUCCUCAACAAUGUUAAAACUGUGGAAAUCUGCUGCUUUCAUCGUCUUAAAAUCAAAACAAAACAAAACCUUUUCAAACUGCGUUUUUCUGUUUGCAUCAUGAGACAAAGUCUGCAGACCUCUGCUCCGUUUCUGCAGGAAAAUCUUCAAAGCCUCUUCUGAUGAAACAGCCAGGUGUAAAAUUAGGGAAAAAUGACUUCUUGUUGUAAACAAGAAGAAAUCUCCUUCAUGCCUCCGAAGUCUUUUUCCACAACAAAAGCAGAGAAAAGAGAUUUGUUUGUUGUCAUGAAGCUUUAUUAUCUGGAAUCCUCUGAUAGUUCUUUAUGUUGAAACAAACAGGAGUUAAAAUGUAAAAUGAGUAAAGUGGUUGGAAAUGUUCAGACCUGAACCUGGAGGUCGGGUUCAGAAGCUCUGAGUUUGAAAUGCACCAGUUUGCUUUUGUUAAACUAAAAGAUGAGAGCUAAAUAGCUGUUAGCAACUUAAAGAUGAUUAAAUAUUUAUAAAAUAUAACAAGUCAAACUAAGAUUAUAUUCACACUGCAGCACACAGACACCAAGUUCUUCCACUUCAAGCUGAUUAACUUAUUAUUUACUCUGAGAUUCAGCUGUUUUAGGAACAUCGGUCCAUUUGAACCCAUAAUUCCAGGCAGAGUUCAGAGCAUUAUAACAAGGUUCUAACAGCAGGACAUGACAGUGAUCACAUUAAGACUGAUGCUGAUUUAAUGACARGUAGUCUGACUCAUCAAAAUAAAGAGUUCAAACUGCCAUCAUUUAAUAAUCAGGCUUUACAAAGUAGUAUCAUAUUUGAGAUAAACUCCAGGUGUUCUGUUUGAUUCAGAAGAUAUGAUCUGAUGAGUGAAACCAGGACUUUUACUUUGUAACAAACAGAAUAUUUACAACAAAAACAUCAUCUGAAGUUUGYCUUCUGAUGCCUCAGCAACAUGUUUCUUUUGUUCUGACAUCCCGUCUUGUUAAAUUUAAAAAAGAGGACAAUUUGACCAGCUUUGUUUUAGUUUUUAGUCUUUUAGUGUUCAACAGUUGAAGGUAGAAAAGCAACAAACAUUUCUUUCUUUUCCUUCCUGUGUCGCUGGCUGCAGGCUUGCUCUGAGUCAGAUCUAGAAAUGAUUUAGGAUGKAUUUGAAUCUGUUCCACCUGCGUAUGAACGACUGUAGAUAUUAUUCAUCACAGAGGAGAGGCUGAGUCGUGUUCACUGAUGACAGGAGGAGCAAGGAUCAGUUUGACCAGGUGUGCAUGUCUCACAGGUGCAUUUAACACAUCUGCUUUAGACCAGAACAAAACUGCACUCCGACAAAAACAGGUUAUUUUUGUUGCACAAAAACAGAAGUAUUUUGCAAAUUCUAAUGAUUUUUCAUUCAAUUCUACAUUUUGUUUCRGGUUUUGCAAAGCAAGAAUGUAAAUGUUAGAGUUUGAGAGGCUAAAAUGCUUCAAAUUUAUCAUUUUUAGAAAAAAAUCCCAUUUUUGUCUGUAUAGCUCUGAUGUAGACUUGAAGAAUGACUGUAGUAAAAGCAGAUGAGAGGUAAAGAAGAGAGAAUGCUCAGUCUAAACCCAGGAAACAGAAAUGGUCUCCCUGCUUUCAGGCUUCAGAAAUGAAAGCAGACAGAACRUGGAGCCAACAGGAGGCCUCUGCAGCUUCAGGGCAGGGUGAGCUGGGAUGAGACGGCUCCAAAUGCUGUGAAGAGGAACCAUCUCCUCCCUGCAGAGUUAGCCAAAACAUUAUUUUUGUAGUGAAAUAUUAACAAUAAUCCAAAAAAGAGACUUUUAUUACUGUACAGCUUUUGUAUAAGAACAGACAGUAAAAUGUUCAAGUGUUUUUGUUUGACCUGAACUGUGCUGUGUGUAAUUGUUUAAUGCAUUUACAAUCAUAUUUAUUAAAUGGAAGAAGUCUGUUA
Messenger RNA from Austrofundulus limnaeus, 6186 nucleotides. Its product is annotated as VPS10 domain-containing receptor SorCS1. Gene Ontology annotation, cellular component: membrane; Golgi apparatus. The record is from RefSeq and is a predicted model, not a curated record. Gene Ontology annotation, biological process: post-Golgi vesicle-mediated transport. Gene Ontology annotation, molecular function: protein binding. NCBI's taxonomy places the organism in Eukaryota, Metazoa, Chordata, Actinopteri, Cyprinodontiformes, Rivulidae.